Messenger RNA from Aspergillus ruber CBS 135680, 2766 nucleotides. Its product is annotated as PCI-domain-containing protein. Bases 1 to 2766 code for a protein of 921 amino acids. Gene Ontology annotation, cellular component: proteasome regulatory particle, lid subcomplex. Gene Ontology annotation, biological process: ubiquitin-dependent protein catabolic process. The record is from RefSeq and is a predicted model, not a curated record. Lineage: Eukaryota; Fungi; Ascomycota; Eurotiomycetes; Eurotiales; Aspergillaceae. The transcript has 6 exons. Gene Ontology annotation, molecular function: structural molecule activity.
AUGGCGCCCUCGUCGGUCGCCGCUCAGCGGACAGAGGAAGCCCGGGCUCUCGCGGCGAAGGACCCCUCAAAGGCAGAGAGCAUCUAUAAAGAUAUUCUUGCUCAAGGCCCAGGGACGACAGAGGCUUCAUCGCGUGAUUAUGAAAGUGCAUUGGUUGGGCUGGGAGGGCUCUACCGGGAUACGAAGAAGCCGCAUGAGAUUGCAGAGCUCAUUAAGACCAGCCGUACUGCAUUCUCGUCAUUUGCUAAGGCAAAGACGGCCAAGCUCCUUCGCCAGCUCUUGGACCUAUUCAGCGAAAUCCCCAACACGCUCGAUAUCCAAAGUGACGUGAUCAAAUCAAGCAUAGACUGGGCCAUCUCAGAGCGACGAUCUUUCCUUCGACAAAACCUCCAGACUCGUCUGGUUGCCAUUCACAUGCAGAAGCAAGCCUACUUCGACGCCCUUAAUCUCAUCACCCCCCUUCUCCGCGAACUCAAGCGCCUGGAUGACAAACUUGCAUUGGUCGAGGUGCAGCUGUUGGAAUCUCGCGUGUAUCAUGCCCUGGGUAACCAAACUAAGGCACGUGCAGCCUUGACGGCAGCCCGAACAUCGGCUGCGUCGGUCUACACGAACCCUAACCUACAGGCUGGUUUGGAUAUGCAGAGCGGUAUGCUACAUGCGGAGGAUAAGGACUUUCAAACUUCAUUCUCCUACUUUAUUGAAGCUAUGGAAGGAUAUAGCUCGCUCGACGAGACUGACAUGGCAACCGCGGCUCUCCAAUACAUGUUGCUCUGCAAGAUCAUGUUGAAUUCGGUGGAUGACGUUACGAAUUUGCUGGGAUCGAAGUCGGCACAGAAGUACGCGAGUCCGCGGCUCGAGGCCAUGAAGGCCGUCGCUCGUGCCCACGCCAACCGCUCUCUCGAGGAAUACGAGAAAUCACUCUCGAACUACAGGUUCGAGCUUGGCAGCGAUGUAUUUAUUCGAAACCAUCUCCGGAGACUGUACGAUGCCAUGUUGGAGCAGAAUCUAAUCAAGGUUAUUGAGCCUUUUAGUCGUGUGGAAUUGGUCCAUGUUGCCAAGUUGGUCGGGUUGGAUACACAACAAGUGGAGAGAAAGCUGUCUCAGAUGAUUCUGGACAAGGUGAUCAUUGGCGUGUUGGAUCAGGGUUCCGGAUGUCUUAUCAUCUAUGAUGAGACUCAUCGUGACCAAGCUUACGAUUCUGCACUGGACACUGUUGCGAAGUUGAGCAAUGUAGUGGAAGCACUGUACACUAACCAGGCUUCGCUGCUGGACCCCAACUACGCCCGUGGUAUCCCCCAGCGGUCUCCUGCUACGCCUCGUCGCGGUCCUCCCGGCCCAGCCAUGAUGCCGAUGCCGAUGCCCCAACAGCCUGUCAAUCCUCAAUACAUGCCUGCUCAGCGCAGCAUGCCACACCCCAACGAUGCCGUCCUGCGUCGCAGCCGCAAACCCACCGAUAAGAACAUCCCGGAUGGCGUUGAAGAUGUUGUGAUCGGUGAGGGAGUGCCGCAAUACAAGAGCCUACGCGAUCUGGAGAAGCGUCUGGAUGCCUCCAUUGUCCGCAAGAGACUGGACAUCCAAGAUUCGAUCAGCAAAACGGUAAAGAAGUACCGGACAAUGCGCAUUUGGAUAUCCAACACUGUCGAGAACCAGCCGUGGCAGGAUGCUGCAGGUGAGCCAGGGAGUACACCCGGCUCGGGACGGUACAAGGUGAAGAUUGAAGGACGGUUGCUGGACGGUGACAACGACGAGUCUACGCCUUCCGAUGAUUCUGACGAGGAUGAAGUUAAGGAAGAAAAGGGCGAUAAAAUGGAACACGAUGGAGAGAAACCUGAGGAUAAAAAGGAGUCCAGUCGACCCAAGCAGCGGUUUUCGCAAUUCUUCAAGACCAUCACCGUUGACUUUGACAAAUCAUCGUCGGUUACCCCGGAGGAGAUGAGAACUAUUACUUGGAACAAGCCGCAAUUACCACCGAAUGGCACGGCCUCUUUGCCUGCUAACGCGGACUUUGACUGUCUGCAGUUCUCCCGCGGCUCGCAGGACAAUUUAAAUACCACCGUCAGUCUCAUCCGUGAUGAGACGCCUGAGCGGUUCAAGCUGAGCAAGGAGCUUGCGAAUGUUCUGGAUACUGAGGAGGAAACACGAAGCGGGAUUGUCUUGGGUAUCUGGGACUAUAUCCGUGCCAUGGGCCUACAAGAGGACGAGGAAAAGCGUCAAGUACGCUGUGAUGAUCGUCUGCGGGCAAUCUUUGGCCGCGACAUCAUGUUUUUCCCCCAAAUCCCCGAAAGUAUCGGCCCGCACACCUCCCCCAUGGACCCCAUCAAACUCCCCUACACCAUUCGCGUCGACGAAGACUACCACAAAGACCCCACCCCCACAAUUUACGACAUCCAAGUCGCAGUCGAAGACCCCCUGCGCACAAAAAUGCUCACUCUAACCCAAAACCCGCAAUACACCGCCGGCAUGCGCCAGAUCGCCUCCCUGGACGACCAAGUCGCACUCAUCGUGCAGGGACUUACGCACUCGCGCGCUAAACACUCCUUCUACACCGCUCUGUCCAAGGACCCUGCCAACUUUGUCAAGCGCUGGAUUAACUCCCAGCGCAGAGACAUGGAGACUAUCCUGGGCGAGGCGACCCGGGGCGGUGGGGAGGAUGGUAGUGGGCCGGAGUUCAGACGUGGUGGUUCUGAGGGUGCUUGGGAUACGCCCGUAGCGAGGGAGGCCGUGAAGUAUAUGCUGGCUAAGCCGGAGGCUAUGGGGCUUAGGUAG